AUGAGUUGGAGCCAGCUGGACGGCCAUUCACCGCGACAGUUGGAUCGCAGUGAAGGGCAGCGGUGCCCGAGAGGCCCGGUGCAGGCCGUGGCGUCAAACGUGACUGCGCAACGUGUGUCCCACAAACUGGUAUGCUAUCUCACCAACUGGGCACAUAGACGACCAGGCAUGGCCUCCAUCGCCCCCAAGGACCUGGACCCCUUGCUCUGCACCCACCUGAUAUUUGCAUUUGCCUCAAUGGAAAACAACCAGUUGGUGGCGAAAACUGCCCGGGAUGAGGCGGUUUUCUACCCAGAGUUCAACAGGCUCAAGGAGAGGAACCAGAGGCUGAAAACCCUGCUGUCUGUUGGUGGGUGGGACUUCGGCACUGAAAGGUUCACGACUAUGCUGUCCACAGCCACCCGCCGUGGGAAGUUUAUUGAGUCAGUUAUCUCCCUCCUGAGGACCUAUAACUUUGAUGGUCUCGACCUUUUCUUCUUGUACCCUGGACUAAGAGGCAGCCCCCUGCAUGACCGGUGGAACUUUCUCUUCUUGAUUGAAGAGCUCCUGUUUGCCUUCAGAAGGGAGGCCACCAUCCACUGUCACCCAAGGCUGCUGCUCUCGGCUGCGGUCUCUGGGGCCCCGCACAUCAUCCACAGAUCUUAUGACGUCCGCUUUCUAGGACGAUACUUGGAUUUUAUCAACAUCUUGUCUUAUGACUUCCAUGGGUCCUGGGAAGGGGUCACAGGACAUAAUAGCCCCCUGUACUCUUUGUCUGGAGAUCCUAAAUCAUCGGCAUUUGCCAUAAAUUACUGGCGGAAGCUUGGAGCACCCUCGGAGAAGCUCAUCAUGGGAUUGCCCACUUACGGACGUACCUUUUGUCUCCUCAAAGACUCUGAGGCUCGGUUGGGGGCCAAGACCACGGGACCAGGACUUCCAGGGAAGUACACCAAGCAAGCUGGCUUCUUGGCUUAUUUUGAGAUUUGCUCCUUUGUCCGGCAAGCGAAGAAAAGCUGGAUCGACAACCAGUUUGUCCCGUACGCCUCCAAGGGGAAGGCGUGGGUCGGCUAUGAUGAUGCUGCCAGCUUCACUUACAAAGCAAUGUUCAUCAAGACAGAGCUUUUUGGGGGGGCCAUGGUAUGGACGCUGGACCUGGAUGAUGCCAAGGGCACUUUCUGUGGCAAUGGCCCUUUCCCCCUUGUCCGGAUAUUGAGUAAUCUCCUGUUGAAUGAUGGAGGUGAGAGAGUGGCCACUGAGAGCCAUAGGCACUAUGAAAACACGAUGCCUGGGGAGACUGUGACCCCUGGAAGGGAGACUAUGACCCUUGGAGAGCAUAACGUAACUCUGGAAAAGAAGCGCGGGACAUCUGAAGAGAUGGCCACGUCGCCUGUGGGUUACUCAAUAGUCAUGUCUGGGGAGACGAAUACAUCCCCUGUGGGUUCUUCAAUGGUCACGUCUGGGGAGACCGAUACAUCCCCUGUGGGUUCUUCAGCUGAGACGUCUGAAGAGCUGACCAUGCCGCCUGUGGAUUCUCUGACCGUGACCCCCGAAGGGACAACCUUGAUCCCUGUGAAUCUCCAGGCGGAGACUACCACCGGAAGGAUGACUUCAGUACCUGGAAGGAACCCUAUAAUCCCCGAAAAGAUUGUGACGCCUUUAGGAAAGAUGCUCCUCUCUUCUGCUGAGCAGAUGGGGACUCUAAGAGGAAAGAAUUCCACUGCCAAGGGGAACUUUGACUGCCCGGUGGAGAACUGA
Messenger RNA from Echinops telfairi (small Madagascar hedgehog), 1734 nucleotides. RefSeq names its product oviductal glycoprotein 1 (gene OVGP1). Gene Ontology annotation, cellular component: extracellular region. Bases 1 to 1734 code for a protein of 577 amino acids. Gene Ontology annotation, biological process: carbohydrate metabolic process; chitin catabolic process. Gene Ontology annotation, molecular function: chitin binding; chitinase activity. Lineage: Eukaryota; Metazoa; Chordata; Mammalia; Afrosoricida; Tenrecidae. The transcript has 10 exons. The record is from RefSeq and is a predicted model, not a curated record.